Messenger RNA from Phlebotomus papatasi, 1355 nucleotides. RefSeq lists its product as uncharacterized. The coding region runs from base 207 to 1130 and encodes 307 amino acids. Lineage: Eukaryota; Metazoa; Arthropoda; Insecta; Diptera; Psychodidae. The record is from RefSeq and is a predicted model, not a curated record. The transcript is spliced from 3 exons.
AUUCUUCAGGAUGGUAAAUUAAAACGUCAAAAAGCAGCUGGGUUUAGUUUAUUUACAAGCUCAGUGGUAGUGAAUUCUUGAAGAUUUUUAGUGAAAAACAUAAGUAAAUAUUGUUGUGAAUUGUCUAUAUUUAACAGGAAGUGUUUCUUGAGGAGCUGGUUUAGAUUACUCCAUUUAGUUUGAAUAACGCGAAUAGUGAUCCAAAAAUGAGUAUCAAGAGACAACUUGGGUCACCGAUAAAGGAUGACAGGAGGAAGAUGUUGAAAACAGAAGCUCUGGAGAUUGUAAGUCCACAGGAAGUGGAUAAAAUACCGAAAGGCUUUGUAGAUUCCGAUGCUGAGAGUGAGGAGGAUGAGACUCUGUACACAGGGAUGAAGGAUGGGAAGUUGCAUGUGAGGGGAAAGACAUUGGAACAGAGAUUGGCAAAAUUCGUGAUGGAAGACAAUAUUUCAUUGUCCAGCACCAGGAAACUCCUCAAAAUCCUCCGUGACUAUGGUCAUGAGGAUCUGCCCACGACCAAAACGACUCUCGUUAAGGACAACAUUGAUUUCUCCAAUGAAGUCAUGAAGGUGAUCAAGGGCAUUGAAAAGCCACUCAAGGCUAAGCUGGACUUUGUUAUGGAUCAGGCAGCUAAGUUAGAGAGCAGUCUCAAUCUGCCGGAUGACAUUGUGGAUUAUGGGAGAGUAUCCAUGACGUCCCAGAGUUUCAAUGCGUCCGAAACCAAAGACAAACUCCAUGCCUUUCCGGUUACAACUACGGCAAAGUUCGAGAAGCUCGAUGAGAUGUUUGACACGGACACAGCGCUUGUGCGUCAAGUCAGGGAUACCAUCAUGUCAUUCCCCACGGAUUGGAUGCGCCUCCUGAUCAGCGAAGAUGUAUUGGUUAAGUAUACCCUUUCACGGUCAACAGAACGAAAGAGUAUCUUCUCUUUCAAAAUUUUCCAAUACGCCCAAAAGCUGACCAACUAUCACGAUGUUGUGCAUCAGUUUAAGAUUGCCAGGGAUCGACAUGCCAAGAGAAUGGCCAGGAAGAAAAAAUUAGCAGCUCAGAGAGCCGCUGAGGAGGAAGAAGUAACAAAACAGGAACAGGACAUUGAGGAGACAAUUGACGAAGAUACACAAUCUGCUUAAAAUUUCCGAUUCAAAUCGCAUAAAUCUCAUCGAAACAAAUAAGAAAAAUGAAGAAGAAUUUCAAGGAGAUGGAAAUAAGAUUUAUUUGACAAGUUAAAUACUAAAACAAAAAAAAAUAUUUUUUAGGUGGUUUGCAAAGUUUUCACACCUCUAUAAAUCUAUUGAAUUGUUUCCAAUGAUUUUGCAAAAGAAAAACUUUGAAAUAAAACCGAUAAAAUGUAAAAA